Molecule: messenger RNA, 2747 nt
Organism: Argiope bruennichi
Lineage: Eukaryota; Metazoa; Arthropoda; Arachnida; Araneae; Araneidae
Product: putative methyltransferase DDB_G0268948
Exons: 7
Coding region: 259-1143 (294 amino acids)
Molecular function (GO): S-adenosylmethionine-dependent methyltransferase activity
Source: RefSeq, a predicted model, not a curated record
UUCGAAAGUGUCGGUUUGAAAAUUAUAUAUAACAGGCUACAUUAUUUUAAGGAAAAAAAACCUGUUCAAACAGAUAUGCGCAUACUAUAUUCGGAAUGAGAUUCUUUCACAUCAUGCUGAAAUGCAUCAACCCAUGUACAUGUAAUCAACAUCCGACUAUUAAUAACAUUUACGCGUAACGCUUGAUUCUCUGAUACAGUGCCAGAAGCUAGUGUCUUAUUCAAAGGAAUAAUCCCUGAUUAUAGAUCAUUGCAUAAAAUGGCUGAUGUUAUACAAUGCAACGAUAUAUUACGGAAUCCAAGAAAAACGAAGACUUGCAACCAACUCUACGACAAGCCGAAUCAGGCAAGGGCUUACAGCAGAUACAGGCCAGAGCCACCUCAAGAGUUGUUGGAUAUCAUCAUCAGAUAUCUUAGUGAGAAGUUCCCAAAGCCUUUCGACUUGGCUGUCGAUGUGGGGUGUGGUACUGGACAGAGUACCAUUGUACUGGCUCCUUAUUUCAAUUCUGUCAUCGGAUGUGACAUCAGCAAAUCUCAGUUAAAAGAAGCUGCAUAUUACAGGAAAGCCAGAAAUAUUAAUUAUAGUAUUUCUCCAGCUGAGAAUCUGCCUGUUGCUGAUCUCUCCACUCAGCUGCUGACAGCGGGCACUUGCUUGCACUGGCUUGAUGCUCAAGUCUUUUUUAAAGAAGCAGACAGAGUGUUGGCUCCCGAUGGGGUUCUGGCUAUCUACAGCAGCAAUAGCAACUACCCGGUGUCCGAAGAUGAAGAAAAGAACUACCAACUCAAGUGCCUCACUGAUAAACUUCUCAGCAAAGACCUGGCACCCUACAUGUCCUCCAAAUUGCAACAAGUAAGGGAUCGAUUUAGCAACAUCGAAUUCCCUUUUGAUGAAGUCACUAGGGUCCAAGACAUCAGUCAGACAUACUGGGGAAGAGCAGCAGACGCUAUCGGAUACAUUCAGUCCACGUCCUCAUUUCAGACUUUCUGUGCGGCCGAUUCCCGAAGAGCAGACAAGUUAGUUCAGGAAUACCAGAACAGCAUUAUGGAUAUCCUGAACGUCAACACUAGUCCCGAAAGCACAACGUUAGCCUACAAGAAGGAAUAUUUUUUGAUACUCUGUCGAAAAAGAGCACAACGAAAAUAAUAGGAAUGAUAAUGAAAAGAAAAUAUUCUGUUUGAAAUGUACUUUAAUUUUCUUUUCACAUGCAAGUCAAGAGUGCAAGUUAGCUUUAUGUGCAUACGAGGCAUAAAAUUAGUAUACAAAUCAGCAACAAGAUUUCUAGAAAACUCCCACCGAUUUUUUUAUUAAUGAUAUGUUACCAUACUGGUGAUAACUCCAAGGGCAUAUUAAUGUAGAUUUCAACAGAAAUAUUACCUAGUUGUUUUGCAAUAAUUAUUUUAUUUGUUUGCAAAUUACUCUUCGAAGCUUAUUGGCGUUGCUUUGGCUUAUAUCUUAUAGUAUACUUAUAUAUAUAUGUAUAUAUAGUUGAUUUAGAGCUUUGAAGAAAUUAUUGAUUUACUGAAUUUCAAGAAGAAACAGAAAUCGAUAAAUGAAUUUCCACACUUCAAACUUAUAUGAAAUAGCUUUGAAAUAAAAACUCGCAACCCUAGUAGCAUCACACUAUUGUGCAAUAUUUUGGAAAAUAUUGAAUAAUAUUAUGAAUAUCGAAAACCGUAUCAACACGAAGCAAUAUUCAAAACUCACCGAAAUUUUUAAAAGCAUUCUUACAUAUCUCUCUGAUGGAAAAGCAUUAGUUUUAACUUAAUAAGUCAUUUAAAUUGAAUUUCAUUCCAAAAACUUAUUGGAAUGAUUUUUUUAUUGAAAGGCAAAUAUUAUAUAAUGGUUUACAAUAUUGCGGUAACAGUAUUAAAAUUUCGCCACUGAACAACUUUGAGUAAUGCUGUGGAAACUAUGUCGUAAAUUCUAUCAUAGAAGGAAGUUAUCAUCAAUUUUUGCAUUUAAAAAUGCAAUAAAAUAAUUUAUUUGUUUGAUCUGGAGUGAUCAGACGAUCUGGAUACAUUUCUAAAUAUUUCGUUUUUAAUCGCUGUCCUAUUUUUUUAUUUUUUUAAUUAAAUGCCCUAGUUUGUUCUAUAUUCAUUUAAAAUAAAAUAAAUUAAUGAUAGAAAGUAAUAAAAAAACUAUAUAAGGAAAAUUAUUUAAAUAAAAUAAAAAUAGAUACAGAUGUAAAAUAAUUACCUUUGAAAUAAAUUCUCCAUUCUAUUUUUACAAUAGAUAAAACAUGCCAAAAUUAUUAUGUUUAUACUAUUAAAAGCUUAAAAAGAAAAUCUUUGUUUUAGAAAGAAUUUCAUUUUACAUGUAUACGUAAGCACAUAUAUUUUUGAGCAGUUUCGUGGUCGAAGACAUUUUUGUAAUUUUAAAACUUGAUUUAAAUUAAUUAAAUUUUUUAAUUUAAAACUUGGCGUCCAUUCCCAAGCGAAAAGAGCGAUAGAAAUAUUUUUCCCGGUGAUUAUAUAUCAUGAGAUUCUGAUAGGAAUUUCUUUACAGGUGUCAAUUUAGGUAAGGGGAAUUAUAGGGAUCUUUUAAAAGAAUGUGUUAGAUGGACAAAUUUUUAUCCCUUCACUCGGAGUGUGGGAAUUGCAGAUUUCAUCAGUUUUUACAGAGCUCGUGUUGAAUGAAUUAAAUCGAAAAAGGUAGAAUUGGAUCCGGAAAUAAGAAAAAAAUUUCAGAAUUAAGUUAAUAUGGGUUAAAUAAGGAUAAACAUUGGGGAAUUAAUCAGAAUUAAAUUA